Molecule: messenger RNA, 3426 nt
Organism: Trichophyton benhamiae CBS 112371
Lineage: Eukaryota; Fungi; Ascomycota; Eurotiomycetes; Onygenales; Arthrodermataceae
Exons: 3
Coding region: 1-3426 (1141 amino acids)
Biological process (GO): mitotic recombination; mismatch repair
Cellular component (GO): nucleus
Molecular function (GO): ATP binding; ATP-dependent DNA damage sensor activity; mismatched DNA binding
Source: RefSeq, a predicted model, not a curated record
AUGAGUCAAACACCAAGUCUGAAACGAAAACAGCAGACGAUAUCUAGCUUCUUCACCAAAACUGUACCCAGUCCGUCGUCUGGUGGGAGCACUGCCGAACAGAAGAACGGGAAAAGGGAUACAAGCCACCAAUCUACUCGAGAAUUACCUGGCAGGUCAAAGUCGAAAGUUUCGCCAAAAGCAAAGAGCAAUGGUACAAAGCAAGAUGUCGAGGAAGACGAGGACGAGGAUGAGGUCGUACUCCCGGUUAAAAAGCGGAUAAGAAGCAGUGCAUGGAAGGCCCCUGGGAAUGAAUCAGAGAAAUCAAUAACUGGAAAACAUGGUACUGAAGAAGAUGAAGAAGAAGAAGAGGCGGGUGAAGAGGGAGAAGAGCUCCGACCUUCAAGUCCUAUACAAAACACGGAGCCUCAAUCUUCUGCAUCUCGAGCAGAGAGAUUCCGGUUCCAGUCCUCGCCCGUGCAGCCCCCGACGGACGAACAUAUAUCACCUGCAGAGCGCAAAAAGAAGGACCAAUUGCAUCAGAAAUUCGUGCGUCGGCUGGGUGGGCCGGAUUGUCUUCCAGCAUUAAACUCCCAUGAUGGUGCCUCUGAAGUAGACCUAGUUGUUGAAGGUGCAGCGAGUGACGAGGAGGAAGAAGAUAGCCCGCCUCCUGCUCCAAAGGGUAGAGCUGCGAAGAAAGCUGGAGGAUCUAAGCUAACACCAAUGGAGAGGCAAAUAAUGGAGAUCAAGAACAAGCAUCUCGACGCCGUGUUACUCAUCCAGGUUGGGUACAAGUACCAGUUUUAUGGCGAGGAUGCGAGAAUAGCAGCCAAGGUUCUCAGUAUAGUGUGUAUACCGGGGAAACUUAGGUUUGACGAGCACCCAUCGGAAGCACAUCUGACUCGUUUUGCAUCCGCAAGUGUACCUAUCCACCGUCUCCAUGUACAUGUCAAACGACUGGUGGCAGCUGGAUAUAAGGUCGGCGUUGUAAAGCAGCUGGAGACCGCUGCGCUAAAGGCUGCUGGAGAUAACAGAAACGCACCAUUCGUGCGGAAACUUACCAAUAUGUAUACCAAGGCAACGUACAUUGAAGACGAUGCUGAGCUUGAACUAUCUGGUGCUCUGGAACCGUCUACAGGCUACUUACUGUGUUUAACAGAGAGCGGUGCUAAAGGGCAAGGAGAUGGCGAGAAAGUUCAAAUCGGAAUUGUUGCGGUUCAGCCAGCGACUGGGAACGUCAUAUAUGACAGUUUUGAGGAUGGGUUCAUGAGGAGCGAGAUUGAAACCAGACUGCUCCAUAUUGCUCCCUGCGAAUUGCUCUUGGUUGGUGAUCUGUCUGCUGCAACCAACAAACUUGUUCAGCAUCUGGCCAAAGGUAGAAUGACUACCUUUGGGGAUAGUGUUCGAAUUGAGCGGAGGGAGAAAUCUAAGACUGCGGCAGCCGAAGCACAUAGUCAUAUAUCCAGCUUCUAUGCCGGAAAGAUGGCCGCUACUGGCUCACCAGAGGAUACCAACGCGAGCAAUCUGCUAGAUCAGGUGCUCAAGCUACCUGACGACGUGACCAUCUGCCUAUCUGCCAUGAUUAAGCAUUUGACAGAGUAUGGGCUUGAACAUGUUUUUGAUUUGACGAAAUACUUUCAGUCAUUUUCUGCAAGAUCUCAUAUGCUGCUUAACGGAAACACAUUAACGAAUCUAGAGAUAUACCAAAACCAGACAGACUACUCGUCAAAAGGUAGUUUAUUUUGGAGCAUGAACCGGACGCGGACGAAGUUUGGCCAACGCCUACUCCGGAGAUGGGUUGGGAGACCAUUGCUAGACAAAGCAAAGCUGGAGGAGCGCACAGAGGCUGUUACAGAACUGCUUGACUCGGACAAGUCUACUCUUACGUAUAACCUAGGGGCUACCUUGUCGCAGGUCAGAGUAGACCUCGAAAAGGCUUUGAUUCGGGUGUACUAUGGGAAGUGCUCUCGGCCGGAACUGUUGACGAUGCUCAAAAGCAUGCAGUCAAUUGCUGCGAGCUUUGCCCAUGUAAAGUCCCCGGCUGACUCUGCGUUUAAGUCUCCUAUUCUAAGCGAAUCAAUUGCCAUCCUGCCUACAAUGCAUGAUGAUGUUGUUUCAUACUUGAAUAAAAUCAAUGAAACAGCUGCAAAGAAGGAUGACAAAUAUGACUUUUUCCGCGAGUCAGAGGAGUCAGAGGAGAUCGGCGAACAUCGUCUAAUGAUCGGAACGAUCGAGUAUGAGCUCAAAGACCAUUUAAAGUCUAUAGCCGAGACUCUAGGCAAAAAGAAAGUCCAGUAUGUUUCAGUUGCAGGGAUCGACUAUUUAGUUGAAGUUGAGAACUCUCAAGGUGCUUUGAAGAAAGUACCAGCCUCCUGGCGGAAGAUUAGUGGAACUAAAAAGGUAUCACGCUUCCAUACCCCUGAAGUCGUGAAGAUGAUGCGAGAAAGGGACCAACAAAAGGAGUCGUUGGCUGCUGCUUGUGACACAGCAUUCUUGAAGCUGCUGUCGGAUAUUUCAACGAAGUACCAGCUAUUUCGGGACUGUAUCCAAGCGCUCGCGACAAUUGACGCAUUGCACUCGCUAUCUGUGAUUGCCGCACAGCCAGGCUAUGUCAAGCCCAAAUACACGGAUGACACGAUCAUCAACAUUACUCAAGGCCGCCAUCCGAUGGUUGAGAAGGUUCUGAUUGAUUCCUAUGUGCCCAAUGAUACCCAGUUAAGCACGGAUGAAACUAGGGCUUUACUGAUUACCGGUCCCAAUAUGGGAGGAAAGUCUAGCUACGUCCGCCAGAUAGCUUUAAUCUGCAUCAUGGGUCAGAUUGGCUCAUACGUGCCGGCUGAAUCCGCUACGUUAGGAAUGCUUGACGCCGUGUACACUCGUAUGGGGGCAUUUGACAACAUGCUUGCAGGUGAGUCUACUUUCAUGGUCGAACUAUCGGAAACGGCCGAUAUCUUGAAACAAGCUACGCCUCGUUCACUAGUGAUACUCGACGAGCUAGGUCGUGGGACGUCUACACAUGAUGGUGUGGCUAUAGCACAGGCAGUGCUUGACUACAUGGUUCGCAACUUGAGAAGUUUGACCCUGUUCAUCACACACUACCAGAACCUGAGUCGGCUUGCAAGUGCGUUUCCAGGCGGUGAAUUACGCAAUGUCCACAUGAAGUUUACUGAAAGCGGAGAUCAUGGACAGGACAUUACUUUCCUAUAUGAAAUUGGUGAAGGAGUGGCUCACCGAUCAUAUGGAUUGAAUGUUGCCAAGCUUGCAAAUAUUCCAGCUGGAAUAUUGGAGGUAGCUCAGGUCAAGUCCCAAGAGCUCGAGGCUAAAAUCAGCAGAAAAAAGAUGGGAGGCGUUCUCCGGGGUAUGUUCCAGACCUUGUCUGAUGAGAGCACAAGUGAUAGUGCUGGAGAGCAAGUUGAACGCCUUCUCAAUGAUAUUGAAUUGUUGUAA